GGGUUUAGGUGCAUGGCUUACCAAGAACAAUUAUAUAUAUGGUAAUAAAGUCAUUUCAGAUGAAGGGAUGGGCAUUUUGGUCAGACUAUGCAAUGUUUUGGACAGGGGGAGGUAUUUGUAAUAAUGAGCCAAAGUUGAGGGGAACAUGGUGCAAAUUUUUUUAAAAAGUUUCAUCCAUGUGUUAUUAGGGUGGUCACGGUCAGUGUAUUUAACCCUUUUUUAUUUGGACUAAAAGUAUAUUCUUUUCCUUCAACACAGUUGCGCUUGUUUAGUUGGGUUUUUCUGUUGACUGCAUCAAUGUUAAAUAACAGUAUCCAAGAUUAAUGGCUCCAUUGCCUCAGAAGGGAUGGCAUGGUUUCUCAUUGGACCAUGAUCUGGAAGUUGGGGAUUUCUUAGUAUUUAAUUACAUCGAAGGAUCCCAUUUUGUUGUUCAAAUAUUUGGGAAAACUGGGUGUCAGAAACCAGUGUUCUCUGAAAAGAGCCAUGGACGUAAUGGUCCGGCGGCUGAAGCAAUUGAUAAUGGUGCGGCUGAAGCAGUUGGAAGGCUCUGAAACAUCUCACUUUGCAAUGAAUUCAAGAAAAUGAUGAUUCUGUGAGAAUGGAUAAAAUGAUAUUCAUGUCUAGAAAAGAUUCUGGCAGUGGAAAUACCUCUGGGCAUCUCCUGGACACAUCUGCUGCAGAAGCUGCAAGAAAUAGAAACAGCCAUGCUGAGAUAUCGAAUAUGGUUAUAAAAGAAUGCCAGAAUGCAAAGAAAAAGAGAGUUGCACGAUCAACAGGCAGUCAUGGAGUGUUUCAGAAGGAAGGUAGUCCGAGUGUCCUGCAGAAAUAUACUGGAUCUUCAGAGUUCUGUGACCUUCCAGUCUCUAUUGCAAUGCAGAAUUGUCAAUUUGGUGAACGGAUGCAAGUGGUUGAAAAAGAGAGAGAAAUGUGCAGUCAUGAGGAGACGAGACAUGGUAUUAUUUUGCUUUUACUUCUUUUAUUUUGUUUAGCACACCUUAGGUUUUCCAUCUCAGUAUCAAAUACUUGAAUGAAAUACAAGAAGGCAACCAAAGGUCAUCAAUGAGUGCGGGCAAGGUUCAAGUUCGGCUAUAAACGAUAAUAAUAAAGGAGACAAAGUGGUGAAAACUGAACCUCUUGAUUUGAUUGUUUUUUCCUCACUGGAUGCCACCAGUUCGGUGGUGGGAGAUGGUCAAUCAUUUCUUGUAUGUUACUCAUUAACUCAUUCUGCUCAAUGUGUUUGCCUUUGUGCUCUGUUUUUCUUGCAAUUUUUUUUUUUCUUUUUCUAUAAUCAAAACUAAAUAGCUGAGUCAAGAAUAGGUUUACAGCACAAAUUCAUUCUCUGCUGGCAUAUUAUUUUUUUUUAUUUUUCUUUUUUUAAUCAUAUCAUUUGUUAAUAAUUGUUCUAUGAGUUAUGUUGUUCCCUUAUUUAUUUUAUUUGUGAGGAAUAAUCUGUCUUAAUUCAAUCCUUGUAUGUUGAUUACCUUUAUUUUCUUGAACAAGAACGGUAAA
Molecule: messenger RNA, 1509 nt
Organism: Cornus florida
Lineage: Eukaryota; Viridiplantae; Streptophyta; Magnoliopsida; Cornales; Cornaceae
Exons: 3
Coding region: 599-1027 (142 amino acids)
Source: RefSeq, a predicted model, not a curated record